UUUGUAACUAAAGGUGAUAUUACUGAAUACCUAAUUAUUUUGAUUUAUAUUAUAAACCGUGGAAAACAUAGGAAAAUAUAGUUUAGACAUGAAUAGGCUAAGAAAGUGUAGUUCUAUCAUAUAGUUUAGACAUGAAUAUGUCAUAUAUCUAUUAUUCCUUGUUUAUCUUAACAGUGCUACUUAUGGCAGAGAGAGGAGAAAGCCAUGGUGACGAGUGCAAAGAAGCAAGGUGUGGGGAGAAGGGGCCACCAAUCAGAUCCCCUUUCCGACUCAAAGGCAGGCAACCACCCCAUUGUGGCCUCACUGGCUUCGAUCUCUCAUGUACUCAUUCCAACCAAACCACGCUUGAGCUCCCUAAUCUUCGGUUGAAAUUACUUGUAAUAGAUAUAUACUAUGAUAAACAUUACAUGGAUGUAAAAAAUACCCAUUGCAUCCACAAACAGAAUUUGAAAUUCCUCAAUCGUUCAAUUUUUCCUUUCAAGUUCUCUGAGCAUGAAGACGACCAUGGUACGCUAUAUAUGGAAAUGCUUUACCAAUCACACAAAUUACAACAUGUUUUAUCUGGGUCGUCCAAUCCCUUGUUUGAUAAACAACGACUCCACAUAUUCUGUUUAUUACCAGCCGGGCAGUGGCAGAGAGAACUACUGGUCGAGUUUAGUUUCGUGCAGAAGGAUGUUUAACUACACUUUCCUCACUGCUGAUGGUGAUGGUGAUGUUUUAUUAGAAUGGUCAAAAUCAUACUCAGCAAGCAAAGGUGGUCAUUCGUUAAAAUUUUCAUUGGUGACUGCAGGUUUUACAACAGGUUCAUUUGUUAUCGCUGUGGGGUUCCUUGCAACUCUAUAUGUCUAUCAAAAAGAAAGACAAAAGAGAGAAAAUGGACUGAGAAUUGAAAAGUUUUUGGAGGCAAACUUAUGCCGAAUAGAAUUAUGGCAAACUUAGAAUUAGAAACUAUAGCUGAAUAAACAGGAAGAAUAUUUAAUUUAUUAUUUUUUUUAUUUGUACGUCAUUAUAGUUGUGUAAUUUUAUUUAAUAUAUAUAUAGAAUCGCUUUAAAUUUGAACUACAGCUUUAGCAUAAUGUAUAUAUAAUAAAAAAAUUAAAAUUAUAAUAUAUAUAAAAAAUAAAAAAUAAAAGUAAUAGAAACAUGAAAAAGCUUUAUAUAUAUAUAGGUACGUACUACUUAUUAACUAGAAUAUAUAUAUAUAUAUAUAAAUUGAUAUUGUAUAUAUGCAGAAUUGUGUAAAAUAGGAAGUGAAGAGCGAAAUGAGUGGUACAUUUUUAGCCACAAAAUAAGAAAUACCCAACGGGAACACGCACAAAUAGAACAUCGAAGGCAGGUUUCUGGAAAGCAACAGGAAGAGACAAGGCCAUAUAUGCUAGGCAUAGCCUGAUUGGGAUGAGAAAGACUUUGGUUUUUUAUAAAGGCCGAGCCCCUAAUGGUCAGAAGUAUGACUGGAUCAUGCAUGAGUAUCGACUUGAAACCAACGAAAAUGGAACUUCUCAGGCAUGUCCUCUCUCUCUCUCUCUCUCUAAAUACAAGUAUAAUAUAUGAAAUGUUAACUGUAGUGUGCUUUGCUCCCGAAGACUUUGCAGCUCUGGGUUGAUGAGGCUGUUGUUUCUUAGUGACAUGGUUUGAGUUGCAUGCUCUUUGUAAGGAAGCAGAUAUGGAAAUGGAAGCCAUGAUUCUUUCAAAGGAUAGCUCCUAAUCUGGUUCUUUGGUUUUCUUUUCUCACUUGCAAAUUGCAGUGAUUGAGCUUAUGGGAUAGAAAGUAGGGAGCAAUCCCAUGCUUCCAAAUUUAAAAAGCUUAUCUUCCUCUUCAUGUGGCUUGUCAGUAAAGAUAUGGGCAAGUUCUUAUUUGUUA
Molecule: messenger RNA, 1861 nt
Organism: Humulus lupulus (European hop)
Lineage: Eukaryota; Viridiplantae; Streptophyta; Magnoliopsida; Rosales; Cannabaceae
Exons: 3
Coding region: 493-939 (148 amino acids)
Source: RefSeq, a predicted model, not a curated record